AUGCCACAAGAGGAGGCAUCAACUCGUGCAAUCGCAGAACUGGAUCAAGAGAUUGAGGGAGAACGACCUCUUAAUUACAUGAUUCCCAAAAUAAUUGAAUUCUUUGAUUCCCCACAUGUAAAAAUUCGUGUAUACGCAGUAUCAUGCAUAAACCAGUUUAUUCUCAUGCGAUCGAAUUCUCUUUUCAUUCAUAUUGAUGCAUUUGUGGCGGCUCUCUUCAAAAGGGCCGGUGACGAAAAUCCAGAGGUCCGUAAAAAUGUUUGUCAAGCUCUGGUAAUGCUGCUUGAGGUACGCCCCGAUAAGCUUAUGCCUGAAAUCAAUAAUGUUGUGGAAUAUAUGCUUUAUUCCACUCAAGACCAAGACGAACAAGUUGCGCUUGAAGCAUGCGAAUUUUGGUUAGCAUUUGCAGAGCAAGAAGAACUUCGAGAGCAUUUACGCCCAUUUCUCCCGAGAAUUGUUCCCGUAUUGUUAAAAGGCAUGGUGUAUAGUGAUAUGGAUAUUUUGACUCUUGGAGGGGAUGAAGAUGAUACCGACGUUCCUGAUAGUGAAACAGAUAUUAAACCUCCAGCUGCGUUGGAUGUACUUGCUACCGUUUUCGGUAAUGUAUUACUGGAAAUUUUAUUGCCAUUCUUGAGAGAGCAACUGUUUCAUCAAGAAUGGAAGCAUCGAGAAUGUGGAAUCUUAGCUCUUGGAGCUGUAUCUGAAG
Molecule: messenger RNA, 706 nt
Organism: Racocetra fulgida
Lineage: Eukaryota; Fungi; Glomeromycota; Glomeromycetes; Diversisporales; Gigasporaceae
Source: the annotation of a GenBank genome assembly